Messenger RNA from Nasonia vitripennis (jewel wasp), 2759 nucleotides. Its product is annotated as CTL-like protein 2. NCBI's taxonomy places the organism in Eukaryota, Metazoa, Arthropoda, Insecta, Hymenoptera, Pteromalidae. Bases 299 to 1774 code for a protein of 491 amino acids. Gene Ontology annotation, molecular function: transmembrane transporter activity. Gene Ontology annotation, biological process: transmembrane transport. Gene Ontology annotation, cellular component: membrane. The transcript has 7 exons. The record is from RefSeq and is a predicted model, not a curated record.
CUUUGUGCGCCGUUCGCGCACCGCCUCACCCGGCUUCAGUCUGCUUCGAGCGCUCGCAGAAAAACCAAUCUCUCUCCGGGUUUCUCCCUUAGAGAAUAGAGCUUAUUCAUUCGCAUUUAUAAAGCAGUCGCGAUUUACUGCGACUCAGUUCGGCGUUGGCCACGGCAGUAUGCACAGUGCAGUAUAAGUACAAUAUCCAAGCUUUUUGCGAAAUACGCGGAGGAAGUCUGUAUAGUUGAUCGAAAUUUUGUUUUCGUUCGACGAGUGUGUGCGUCGUGUAAAGUGUAGGUAUAGCCACAUGAAGAGCGUCGACGUCGACAUGACGGAAGGGGAUCAUUACGUCGCAAACAUGGAAUACCAGCUACUGUGGAAAACCCGCGACGAGAAGAUUAAGCGCUCCGCCACCGACGCAGCGUUCCUCAUUAUUUUUGGUCUGUUGACCGUGUUGUGGAUUGGCAUAGGAAUUCAUGGCUUCACCAAUGGCGAUGGCAUUCCCACUGAAGUAACAAUCCAAGUGGAAAAAUGGAUGAUACAAAAUAAGAUAAUGGAAGCGCUAUCCUAUAGCAAGGGCGCCUGCUUCGGAUUUAUCUGGUUCGCCGCACUGCUGAUAGCAUUGUUCUUCAUUAUGGUGCGCUGGGUCACAAAAUUCACGAUAUUUGCUACGCUCGUCGUAGACGGCUUAGGUUGCCUAUUUGUGUCCUACUCUUUCCUGAUGACCAGAGUGUUUCUUAUUUUCAUGCUCUCUCUGACGAAAUGGUUGAUCCUUGGAGUUACGAUAUAUGCGCUCAAAAAAGUAGGAACGAAGACCGUCUGCAAAGUUUUGCAGGAUGCUUGCAAAACCAUGAUUUGCUUCCCAUCUUCAUUACUCAUUGUAUUGCUAGAGUUAGCCAUACAAGUGGGAGUUGUCGCGUUCACCAUAGGGGCUACCGUCUAUUUGCUUUUCAUCAGAAUAUCGACCGUCCGAGUGGAAGAUGAGUCUGAUGAAUACUCGUACUUGAGGCGAUUUGGGAUAGAGACGUAUCGACAAGAAGUUGUCGUGAACCCGCCGACUUACGUCAGAAUUUUACUUCUGGUUUUAAUCGGCACCUCUUUAUGGAUCACUCAAUUCGUCGGAACUUUCAGAUCUAUGCUGUUGCACGGAAUGUUCUCACACUGGUACAGAGCCACGGAUAAAAAGAACAUUUCGAGCACAGUUGGCUUACGCUGCCUCGCCACCACCUCAAGGUAUCACAUGGGAACUGUUGCCUUUUCUUGCACGAUCUUUGCGAUCAUUCCCAUGAUUGGAGCACUAUUCAACUCGGCAAAUGGUCUUGCAAAGCUGAUUCGUAAGCGACCAAGCUCACUGUGCGCUUUGUGGUUUGCACUAGUGCAAUCGCUGUCCAACGCGUCGAUCAUGUGCAUCUCUUAUGGCACGUCUCUAUGUCAAUCGACGAAGGAUGGGCUUCAACUCGUAAUGCGCAACCCAUUGAAGUACAUCGCCGUGCACGCGAUAAGCUAUUGGGUAAUCUUUUACGGGCUCGUGACUAUUUUGCUUAUAGCAACAGGCGCUAGCUAUCUUUACUUUGUAAACCAAAUAAUUGUUGACCCCAACAACUUUGAACAAAUUCAAUCGUUUAUCUUCGCACCGCUUAUUGUUGUUAUCAUAUCUUCGAGCAUAUUAGCAGCUAUGUUAAUCGUAAUACUUAAAAACGCCGUAGAAGCAGUGACUAUAUGCUUCUUCGAAGAGUCGAAUCUUACAAAGACAGGCUUAGAAGACGCGGAUCACGAAAUGUAACAUAAUACCAUAUUUUUUACUUAGACUACAUAAUAAGUUAAGAUAUUUUUUGUACUCUAUUUGUACGUUGCGUUCGUGUUAAAUUAUAAAUAUAUGUAUACUUAAAGUAUAUGCUUUAUAUGUAAGAUUCAACGUAUAAUUCGAUAUACGAUUUUUUGUAUUGUUUGCCAAAGUUAAUAAAUACAUAACUAUCUAUGUCUGAGACAAAACAUAUACAAUCUGUUGUGGUUGAAGCCCUCGACGAAAAUUCCCGAUCAUGAAAAAAUCCAAGUGUUGGAAUAUGCCAUAGUGACUGGAUACUCAUGGCAUGCCUAUAGCAAAAAUGAUAAAACAUACGUUCGGAGUAUGUUUUAUAAACAAAAUUGUGAGAAGUCUAUGCGUAAGCCCCAAAGUAUUUGUUCUAUAGUUAGUCUCUGCCGAUCAGUCGCACUAUAAAUACCUACCUUCCUCGUGCAUUUUAAUAUAGAUACUUUUAUUCGAAUCUAUCACCAAAACUGUAUUUGUUUAAUACCCAUUUCCAAUAAUAAGUAUCAAUAAUCGCACCGACUUCUAUUUUUCAGCCUUUCCGGAAUAAAUGUUAGAUAUAAAUAGAUUCACACGACGGCCGGGGGUUCACACCUACAUUAAUGCGCACUUACACAGUCUCGCGGGCGAAGAACGCAACGCGUCCUUUGUGCACCGCAAGCGGCGCUCGUGCAGCCGGUGCAGCUGCAGUCGGCUUCUAGCUCUCUCAAGGCGAGUUUUGGGUUUUUACGCUCGGAUUUAUCGGUCAGUCGGGUGACUGUGGGUAUACUUAUAAACAUCGUCAGUGUUUUGCUGCGGCUUGUGUUGGCUGAAAUAAAUCUCGAUACUUGUACGAUUGCGGUGCCGAUGAACUGUAACGACUUCGGAUCUUAUUAAUGUAGUUUUCUGUUUGGUGCGAUCGGUAUCGUGUGAAGAAUUUGUGCAGCAUCGUCGAGUGCGAAGAUGGAAGGAGCCCAUUUCG